AUGAGCAUUCUUCUCACCGGCGGUCUUUCAGAGCUCACAAAUGCUCUUGCCGAGCAGCUCGUUGACACCACCAACCUCAUCAUUCUUCAUAAUUAUAACAGCGAUGCGAAUGAAGAGGCGAUUCUGGGCAUUCUUCUCAAGGAAAAUGUCAAAAAAGUGUUCGAUUGUAGUUUGACGACGAAUUCCGCCGUCGGCGAUCCAUUGAAAUCGGCGCCUUCGAUUCUGCUCGGAAUCACUGGAGUCGUCGACGCGAUUCGCAACUACGGACUCGUUCAAUGUUUCACGUUGGUCAGCGGCGAGCAAGUGUACGGUAAUAGUAGCAAUCGCGUCGAGACCCAACCGCUCGAGCCCGUCACAUUCGUUGGAUCGGCGAUGAUGUCGGUGGAAGCGAUGGUACAUUCGUACGCAAUGAGCUACCGUAUCCCAACGGUGAUCGGACGAAUUCCCGAAGGGAAUAAGCUUCCGAUCGCCCAAGUGGCCUCUGGACUUCUCGCCAUCAGCAAUUCGAUCGAUUUUUCGAAGCCCGCCGAAGUCUACAACAUCACAACGGACGAGACGGGCGCGAAAAUCAGAAACACAUUCGGAUGGUCCCCAACGGAAUCGGCGAUCUCGUCGGCAUUUUGCGAUGUUCGCCCGAAAUUGUUGAUUUUCGGCGACUCGCCGGUGAAACGCGAGUUCGUCGUCAAAACGAUCGCCGACAUUCCAUACGUGGAGUCGACGAUCAGCUCGAAAGCGUUUUCGAAUGAUGACGUCCAUCGCGAGAUUCUCAAACAUUCGCCGUCGCACAUUCUCUACUUCUCGACGAGUCGCGAGGCGUUCGACGGCGACAGCUUCAUCCUUCGCGAGAACAUGUCGACGAACCUCUAUUUGCCGUGGCUUCUCGCCGCCGAAUCCGACAAGAUGCGCCUUCAUUUCACCUAUUUCGGCACCGGCGAGCUGUUCGGAAUCGGUGACGACGAAGAGCACGACGACGACGAGAUGCCGACGUUGGUUGAGAAGCCGGCGCGGGCGGUCAAGAAGCACACCGACAAGAUGCUGCGUCGCUUCGAGACCACACUGCAAUGCCGAAUGGGAUUGCCGAUUGGCGGGAUGGCGAACGAGCCGACGAGCGAGAAGCUGCGUGUCGCUGCCAACGAGCUCGACGAGCUCGACACUUCAGUGUCGAAUCUUAAUGAUUGCCUUCCAAGAGUGCUACAGCUCAUUCUAGCCAAAAGAACGGGAAUUUUCAAUGUCGUCAAUCCAGGGACCAUCAAAAUCAAAGAGCUCAAAAGUCGACUGCCUUCGACUGGUCCGUCCGAACUGUCGAUUCUGCCUCUCGUUCCGGUGAAGAUGUCGUGCAAGAAAUUCGAGGCGUCGACGUCGCCGCUUCCCGAAAUCCGCCAAAUUCUCCAUUAA
This is a messenger RNA of Caenorhabditis bovis, 1395 nucleotides long. NCBI's taxonomy places the organism in Eukaryota, Metazoa, Nematoda, Chromadorea, Rhabditida, Rhabditidae. The record is from the annotation of a GenBank genome assembly.